This is a messenger RNA of Procambarus clarkii (red swamp crayfish), 1275 nucleotides long. The record is from RefSeq and is a predicted model, not a curated record. Lineage: Eukaryota; Metazoa; Arthropoda; Malacostraca; Decapoda; Cambaridae.
GCCGCCUUACCGUCCAUCAUUCUUUUUGCGGUCGGCUAACAGCUCGUGACUCUGACUGUAGCGCGCGAGACAGUGGCAACCAUGAACCAAGUUCCGUCGCCCACCAGUGUCUCUCCCACUGGAGGCUCAAGCAAGAAGGAAGAUCACAUCAAGCGACCCAUGAACGCCUUCAUGGUGUGGUCUCGCAUGCAACGACGCAAGAUUGCACAAGAGAAUCCCAAGAUGCACAAUUCUGAGAUUUCCAAACGACUAGGAUCCGAGUGGAAGCUGCUCACCGAGGCUGAAAAGCGUCCCUUUAUCGACGAGGCCAAGCGGCUCCGGGCCCAGCACAUGAAGGAACACCCCGACUACAAGUACCGCCCCCGCAGGAAGCCCAAGACCCUCCAGAAAAACGGCUACAGCUUCCCGCUGCCUUACCUGACCACGUCGGCCCUGGACCCGCUGGGGCCGCUGCACCAGACCUACUACUCCACCCCCGCCGUGCCCUCGCCGCUCGACGUGGCUGGCGACAAGUCGCGACUCUUCUCGAGCGCCGGGCUCCCUCACCACUUCUACCCGAGCUUCGACCCUCAACACUUCACCAAGCUGCAGGAACACUACAAACCAAUGACCUCGCUGGCUUGCAACGACGCCGCCGCCGCUGCCGCCGCCGCCAGCGUCUCCGCCGCCUCCAUGGGCGGUAUGUCGACCAUGUCAGCCUUAUACUCGUCCCUCUACUCCAAGUCCGCCUCAUCCCUGCUCUCGGGGAUAUCGGGUCUGACGAGCGGGCAGCAGGGAGCGCCGCAGCUCUACCCGGGCUACCCGCCCACAGUCGACCAGCUGCGUCGACCAGUAUCGGUGAUCUUCUGAGACGAUCCUCCACCGCCUCUCGAUACACCCGUGAGGUGUAGCGACAGCCUGGGGUUGGCGCCGUGCCACGGGGUGCCAUGUAUUGUGUGAGAGAGUAGGUGAUGUGUGGCCUGUCUUGUGUGGCAAUGUAAGUACUCUCGUUAGAGUUUCUGUUUCAUGAAAGUUUCCUCUCUGAAGUGACUUUUCUACCGUAAAGUGUGACUUACAUUGCUCCCUGACCGAGCUGCUACUUAACAAGCUGUACAGGUGCGCCUAGACUAGUCUUUUAAAAGCUCAUCUAUAGAAUAUAUUUAACUUUUUUCUGGUUUUAAUGUUCAGUUGUGUGUGUGUGUGUAUGUGUGUCAACGUACGUUUGUACAAUGUACAUAGCUGAUGUUUAUAAUACUUAUUAUGCUAUUAAUAAUAUUAAUAAUAAUAAUAAUAAUA